This is a messenger RNA of Brassica napus (rape), 1680 nucleotides long. RefSeq names its product dof zinc finger protein DOF3.7-like. Gene Ontology annotation, molecular function: DNA binding; DNA-binding transcription factor activity. The transcript has 2 exons. Gene Ontology annotation, biological process: regulation of DNA-templated transcription. Lineage: Eukaryota; Viridiplantae; Streptophyta; Magnoliopsida; Brassicales; Brassicaceae. The record is from RefSeq and is a predicted model, not a curated record. Bases 329 to 1300 code for a protein of 323 amino acids.
AUGGAACGACUUUUAGCCAUAAUUUGUUUUCUUCAAAAAUAUUUAAAAGAAGGACCAGAAAAGAACUAGAGGGGGAGGCCAGGAGACAUUAUUAUCGCUAGUCAAAAACAACAAACCCUACUUUUGCUUUCUGAUAUAAAAUUUAUAUUUUAUUUUUGCAGGUUUCUUCUCUUCUUCUUCCUCUUGCCUCCUGUCUUUCAUCAUCCAUAAAGUGAAAGCUAACCCAUAGAGCCAAUAUCAUCCUAAAAAGAAAUUUAUUUCCAAAACAUUCUCUCUUUGCUCUUUACCCUUUCUCUCUCUCUCUCUGCCUUUCUCUUUGUCAAAGUUCAUGGAUGCUACGAAGUGGACGCAUGAUUUUCAAGAAAUGAUAAAUGUAAAACCAAUGGAGCAGAUAAUUUCAAACACCAGCAACAACACUUCGCAGCAGCAACAGCAGCAGCAACAACAGCAACAAACAUUCAUCGCCACCACAGCGAGACCAAACCCCAACGCAUCCAACGGCGGAUCCGGCGCCGGAAAUGACAACAACACUGCUACUACGAUGGAAAGUACUAGAAAGGCGAGGCCGCAAGAGAAAGUGAAUUGUCCAAGAUGUAACGCAACCAACACAAAGUUUUGUUACUACAACAACUACAGUCUCACGCAACCAAGAUACUUCUGCAAAGGUUGUCGAAGGUAUUGGACCGAAGGUGGCUCUCUUCGUAACGUUCCUGUGGGAGGAAGCUCAAGAAAGAACAAGAGAUCCUCAACACCUUUAGCUUCACCUUCUAAUCCCAAGCUUCCAGAUCUAAACCCACCGUUUUUUUUUGCAACCCAAAUCCCUAAUAAGUCGUCAAAAGAUCUCAACUUGUUGUCUUUCCCAGUCAUGCAAGAUCAUCAUCAUGGUAUGUCUCAGUUUCUUCAUAUGCCCAAGGUCGAGAACAACAAUACUUCAUCCUCAAUAUAUGCUUCAUCAUCUCAUGGAGCCUCUUCAAGAGGCAUGAACACGUUAUUGCCUGGUCAAAUGAUGGAUUCAAACUCAGUCCUUUACUCAUCUUUAGGGAUUCCAACAAUGGCUGAUUACAAACAGAGUAACAAUAAUCUUUCGUUCUCCAUUGAUCAUCAUCAAGGGAUUGGACAUAACACCAUCAACAAUAACCACAGAGCUGAAGAUAACAAUCAUGCUGAUGAUAUGAAUGGAGCAAGUAGGGUGUUGUUCCCUUUUUCUGACACGAAAGAGUUUUCAAGCACAAACCAAGAGAAGAGCCAUAAUACAUAUUGGAGUGGGAUGUUCAGUAAUACAGGAGGAUCUUCGUGGUGAAGAAUGUAUCAUGAACUUCAUAGCUUUUCUUCUCUUUUUCACUUUAUUUACCUCCUUAUUCUAUCAUAUUUUUACUUUGAUGAUCUUUUGUUUCUCUCACAUGGGGUACUUUAGUUAAAGUUGUCAGAACUUAGUUUAGAGAUUGUCUUUUUAUUUCAUCUUUUCUGUUUUUUUUUAAUAUAUAUUUAUUUCAUAAUUGGGUUUGAUGGUAUUUUUUUAGUAGCAAAAGGGUCUUUGUAUCAUAGGAAUGGUGAGGGGUAUGAGGGUAGAAGAAUAAGUGAAUGCGAGGGCUUUGUGUAUAUUCAUCAUUUCUUCUAUCUGUAGAAGUAUUUGUGUAAUCUAUUCAUGUUUUCUAUAAAUCAUAAUCCAAUUUAUAAUUU